Drosophila obscura is the source of this 5204-nucleotide messenger RNA. It is a transcript of the gene MnM, whose product is annotated as titin homolog. Bases 141 to 4547 code for a protein of 1468 amino acids. The record is from RefSeq and is a predicted model, not a curated record. The transcript is spliced from 4 exons. NCBI's taxonomy places the organism in Eukaryota, Metazoa, Arthropoda, Insecta, Diptera, Drosophilidae. Gene Ontology annotation, molecular function: protein binding.
GUCGAGUCUGGCAGCGCCAGCAACGGUCUCUCGACGAAUCCGCGAGUGGAGUGUCUUCAUUUAAGUUCGACUGUCUAUAUAUAGAAACGUCUAUAUAUGUACAAGUAAUUGCAAAUAGGUUAAAUAUUUAGCAGCUCGAGAUGGGAAAUCAGCCGGGAAAGCUGCACGCGCAUGCACAGAGCGGUCGACCCAAGAAGAAUGUCCAUUGGAAGUCUGCAGAACGACCCUCUCCGCCUGGUCGGCCCAUACUGACGCCGCUGUCGCUCUCGGAGCAGCAGCCCGAUGUGGUCAACCUGCGAUGGGAUCGUCCGCUGCUCGACGGAGGGUCCCCAAUCACCGGCUACACGGUAGAACAUCGUCGCAUGGGCUCGCCGCAUUGGGUGCGUGCAACACCCACGCCUGUCUCCCGUUGCGAUGUGUGCAUCAGUGGACUGGAGCCAGGCUGGCGAUACCAGUUUCGCUGCUUUGCCGAGAACAUCGUGGGACGAUCCGACGCUAGCGAACUGUCUGAUCCCCUGACCGUUACACUGCAGCGCAACGCGAUAACUGUUCCCCGCUUUAUAGACGAGCUGUUGGACACUGAUGCGGUGGAGGACGAGCGGAUCGAGUUCCGGGUGCGCAUUCUCGGCGAGCCGCCGCCGGAGAUCAACUGGUUCAAGGAUGGCUACGAGAUCUUCAGCAGUCGACGCACCAAGAUCGUCAACGACAACGACGCCAGUGUUCUGAUCAUCCACCAAGUGGCACUGACGGACGAGGGCGAAAUCAAGUGCACGGCAACGAACCGAGCUGGCCACGUGGUGACCAAGGCCAGUCUCAUGGUGCAGGCGCCACCCAAGAUUCGCUUGCCGCGCACCUACGAGGACGGACUUAUUGUGGAGGCGGACGAGGUGCUGCGUCUGAAGGUCGGCAUUGCCGGACAGCCGCCGCCGGCCAUUACCUGGCUCCAUGAGGGUGACGUGAUUGCUCCUGGUGGACGAUUCGAGGUCACCAAUACGGAGAAAAACUCUCUUCUCAAGAUAGACAACGUGCAUCGCAAGGAUCGCGGGGAGUACAUGGUACGUGCAUGGAACAAGCUGGGGGAGGACAACGCAUCCUUUCUGGUCACGGUAACGGCACGGCCCAAUGCUCCGGGGGCUCCCCGUCUGAACAUGUCGUUCGGCAAGUCCGCAACGCUCUCCUGGACGGCACCGCUGGACGAUGGCGGCUGCAAGAUCGGCAAUUACAUUGUGGAGUACUUUCGAAUUGGCUGGAACGUCUGGCUGAAGGCUGCCACCACGCGGGCCCUGACGACCACUCUGCACGAUCUGAUCGAGGGCUCGGAGUACAAGUUUCGCGUCAAGGCUGAGAACCCCUAUGGCCUGAGUGAGCCAUCCGAGGAAUCGGAGCUGCUCUUCAUACCCGAUCCCAAGCGUGGCAUCACCAAGCCCAAGUCUGCCACCAAAAUCGCAGGCGAGGAGAAGGAUAAGCCCCAGUCGGACGCCGUUCAAGUGCCGCCACGUCGCAAGACGCUCUCUCCACCGCGUCCCCAUGCAGAUGCUGCGACGGGCAUGUCGCCCAAACAGUCGCCAAAUGCCAAACGCAAGCCAAAGCCUCAGCUCAUCGACAACGAGCAGCUGCACCAUGAAAUGUCGUACGGCACCUCGGACCAGGCUUUGAAAAUGGAUGUGCGCAAGAGUCCCUCCCAGAGCAGUGCCGACUCCUUGGCAAAGCCGGCGGCUGGAUCCAAUAAUAGGCUCAACCUCACACUGAUCACCACCACCGCUCUGGUGGACAAGCCAGAGCCCCCGGCUAGGCCCCAGAAGUCACCAGUUGGCUCACCCCUCAAGUUGUUCCAUGCCAAGCCCACGAUCGUGGCCAAAGAGAGGUCCCCACUGCAGCCCCGGCCGCAGCCCCUGCCCACUGCGCCUGCGGAAAAGGCUGCCAAAUCGGUUCUCCACCGAAAACGAAGUCUGAGUCCACCAACGAAGCGACAGCACUCCGAAACGCAACCAACACCCCCACCAGAGGUCAUCAAGUCAACGCCAGCCCUGCAGCGCAGUGCGGAGCCAGUCCAACUGGGAGUUAACCAGAAUGUGAGACGAUUCUCGGCCCAGGCCCUGAGUCCGGCGAGAAACGUACCCACCCUGGCGUUGGCAGUGGCUGCCAGUGCUAGUGCGGUGAUUGGCGAGAGGCUGCCCACCAUUGAGAUCAGUGCACCACCACCACCACCACCACCAAUCACAGCCACAGCGACAGCGGCAGCCACAGUUCCGGUUCAGAUUCCGGAAGAGUCCCCCAAACCCAAACCCAAAGCCAACCAGAGACCAGACGAUUCUCCAGUUUCGAGACGUACCUUCAGGUCAGCGGACAAGCACGACGAGGUGCACACCAGUAACGAGUUCAUGCUCGUCGUCUUCGACAAGAACAGCAAGGUCAAGGAUAAGGACAAGCAGGAUUCCUUCGAGCUCGACCUGGAGGACGCCAUACAGCCACCGCCCAUAUCCAUCUCCGCACCAGAUCUGGCAUUUCUGGAGUUCAACAAUCUGCACACCACCUUCCCACUGCGUCGCUCAGUGAGCUCCACUGAGCUGCUCUAUGAGCGGGCAAUGGCUAGAUUCUACGAGGCGGUAGAGCUUGAGCAAGCGGCCAAGUCAAGAAAGGCCUCUCAGGACAGAAUAGCAAGCAGCACACAGGCGCCAGUCCCGCCGGCCAAUCUCCGCAAGCGCCUGGGCUCCAUCACAGAGGCGGAGCGGGUCUCGUUCGAGCGGAGAAGCGAGCUGCGCCGACAAUCAGCGGACAUGGUUAGCAUGGGCAGAAAGUGGGACUCAAGGGAGAACGUCAACGAUCUGAGCAGCCUCUCACGCACCCACACCACGGGACAGAUUGUGGCUGAGGAGAAACCACAGCAAAUGCGGGAGCAGGAAGAGCUUGACGACGAAGAGCGGACCGAGAGCACGGCAGAAGACAGUGAAGACAUGAAUAUGGAACUGGAUGAGGACUAUCCAGAACAGGGAAAACAACAGUCUAGCUACGACCUGGGGUCCGAUUACACGGAGAGCACAGCCUCCUCGGAGCAGGACUCCAUUGAGAAAUUCAAGAUGGAACUGUUGGCUCGCACCCGUUCGCCCAGCCCCCGCGAUCUGGAGACGUACCAUCCUCGCAACAUGGGCGCUGGCACCUUCACACCCUAUCGCGCCCCCACACCGGAGCAGGCGGCUGUUGUGCUCACUCGCCCAAUGCCGCUGCCCAGUCCAGACUUUGUGCCCAAGCCGAUCCUCAAGCGCUCGUCCAACGAGCAUGUGGAGCAGCCGUCGAGCCCACCCAUCAGUCCAUCUUUGCCGGGUAACGGCAAUGGAGCCACAGCCACCGCAGCAGUGACAGUCGCAGCCAGCCCACAACCCAUACCAAGCACUGCCCCCAAUCCCAGUAGCAGCAGUCUAAAGAUGGACCUGGCCAAGGGCAUAAAGUCGUUCUUUAGUCGCGACAAGCGAUCCGCCACAGAGAAGAACACUGAGGCCAACGAGGAGAUAUCGAAUCCCCUGGAGAAAACUAAUGCCGCUGCCAUUGCGGCCGAUUUGGAGGUCAAACGCAGGGCCAAGGAGGAGGAGGAGCUGCGUCGCCAAGAGGCUGAGCGCCUCAUGCAGGAGGAGGCCCAUGCCGCCGUCGAUCACUACAGCGACCUAGUCCGGGAGGUCGGCAGCUCCCACAAAUACCACACGCCCAUCUACCUAGACCGCGAGGAGUUGAAGCGGGCCGCCGCCAAGGCAGCAGCCGAAACCGACGAGGAUGAGGCCUCCAUGUCCAACACGGAGGAGCACAGGAGGAGGCUGGCCACCAAGACCAACGACGACAUGCUAUUGGCCCCGCCAGUGGUCAGUCGGGAGCGGCGUCUCUCCAUCUCGGAGAGGGAGCAGCUGGUGCAUGUGCGGGAUGCGUCCAGUAAUCUGGCGUACCACAAAUCACGGGACAAAGAUGCGUUAGAGCGAGAGGUGGAGCAGCAGACUCAAAGGCAGGCGGAGAAGGGGGAGGAGGAAGAGCCGGAGUAUCCGACCGUUCUAGUGGUGCCCCCACCCAAGACAAAGAACAAGAGCGAGGCGGAGAGUGAGAGCGUCAUGAGCGAGACCGUCGAGGCUCGUCCCGAUGCCCGGGGACGAACGCGUCUCGUUAAAGUUAAACGGGUGAUUAAACGCCGGGUUCCAUCCAGUACGCGGUCUCGUGACACCUCGCUCAGUAGACCCCCAGCACUAGCUGCGGGCAGCCAGCCCCUUGCUGUGGAGAGGACCUCGCAGACGUCCCUGGUUCUGUCAAGCGCCGAACGGGAUCUUCUGGAGAGAGCGUCCGCACUGGCGGUUCUCCAAUCCGAGGAGCAUACGCACGAGAAGGUCCGCUCGGCUCUGAGCUACUGUACGGAUUUGGUUCUCUUCCUGGUUGCCUGUUAUGUGUACUUGUUCAAGGACGCGCGACUUGUCCUGCCCAUUCUGGGCCUGAUCAUUUACCGCCAACUGGGCGAGGCCGUUAGGGGCUAUAUACCCAGUUGGUUGCGUCGCAAGGGCAACGGCGAGACCUGAUCCUCAGGUCUCCUCAUCCUCACACGCGUUUACUCGUAUCGGUUAAGAUAGUUUUUAUUGAAGUCGACUUAUUUACGUAUCUUAAGCUAAAGUUCUCUUACGGAUCGGACUGUCAAAGAAUCCUCAAAUUUCUGUAUACGUCAAACGUCCUUGCAAAUUCCGAAAUCCGAAUCGAAUCGAAUCCUAUCCUAUUAUGAUUUGAUAGCCUUUAGUAUAAGUUUAUCAUUUAACCAGGUCCGCCUAUGUCAGUUAAUGACAAUCGUGUUCUAGAAUGUCUUUCUGCAGAGUGCUGAGAAAUUGUAUUAUCAUGGGACCCAUAGGCAUAAUAAUUUUCAAUUUGCAAGGAUAUUUCCCCGAAGCGAGACUUCGCUCCUGUUUUGUUUGGAAAUGUUAAGUGUGUUUUCCCCAUUUCGAAAGUGUCUUUGAGUUCGAGCCAGUGGUUAAGUGGUUAGGGUUGUUCAUUGAAGACCCAUCCGACCAUUAAUCCUACACAUAAGUAGUAUAUGUAUGUGUAUGUUUCACUUAGUGCCUCCUCAUGUUGUGAAGUUUUCGUUUGCGGUCCUUUGUCAUCUAUCUGAAUUGUUGGUGGUUUUGGAAAUAAAGCUUGUGCCAAAAUAAAAUUCGCGUGCGAGUAUAGAGAUACGUACAGAUAUGUAU